Porites evermanni is the source of this 456-nucleotide messenger RNA. The record is from the annotation of a GenBank genome assembly. NCBI's taxonomy places the organism in Eukaryota, Metazoa, Cnidaria, Anthozoa, Scleractinia, Poritidae.
AUGUCUAAACACCGCAAUGCUGGUCUCACCCCAUUUCAAACAGUUCCAAUACUUUCACAGAAAUGUCAGCGGUUUCGCUUCGAGCAUCCUUUCACCUCCAUGAUUGCCGGAAUGACCGGGUCCGGAAAAACGGCCUGGGUUCGAUCGCUAUUGCAACAAGCUUCAGAGACCAUUUACCCUCCCCCGGAGAGGAUCGUUUGGUGUUAUUCACAAUGGCAGCCUGCGUAUACACAAAUGUUAGUCGCCAUGCCAAACAUUGAAUUCGUCAAGGGAAUUCCUACGGCUUUGGAGCAAGAUUCCUAUUUUGAUGUGAACAAACGGAAUUUGAUCGUUUUUGAUGAUCAGAUGAUCGACGCCAGUAAGGACAAGCGAAUUGUGAACCUUUUUACUCGUGGUUCUCAUCAUCGCAAUCUGAGCGUGAUUUAUAUCGUGCAGAAUCUAUUUCAUCAGGGGAAA